Diprion similis is the source of this 3381-nucleotide messenger RNA. Its product is annotated as glycine dehydrogenase (decarboxylating), mitochondrial. The record is from RefSeq and is a predicted model, not a curated record. Gene Ontology annotation, cellular component: mitochondrion; glycine cleavage complex. The transcript is spliced from 10 exons. Bases 209 to 3199 code for a protein of 996 amino acids. Gene Ontology annotation, biological process: glycine decarboxylation via glycine cleavage system. Lineage: Eukaryota; Metazoa; Arthropoda; Insecta; Hymenoptera; Diprionidae. Gene Ontology annotation, molecular function: pyridoxal phosphate binding; glycine dehydrogenase (decarboxylating) activity; glycine binding.
CCAAGGUCAACAAAGUUCAAAUCACAAUCGAGAGACACACGCAUAUCACGUGGCGUCAUUGCUUUCAAGUGGUAUAAAAUCUCAGCUCACGUUUCAAACUCUUAGUUACGCACGGUUUAAUAAGAGAGUACAGAGUUCGUUACCAAUAGCAGGAAAAACAAGUUUCUGAAUAUCACUAUCAAGUAUUAAUAUGAAAUAAUUUAACACGAUGCAGUCAAUAAUUAAAGUUUCUACCUGUUCCCGACUUUUACACGCUCAAAAAUAUACGAUUAAGUAUGCACGAACCUUAGUUACAAACAGUGUUAGUUUAUCCAAUUUCGAAAAAUUAUUUCCAAAAAGAGAAGAAUUCCAAACAAGGCACAUUGGACCGAGGGAACAUGAACAAUUUGAAAUGCUCCAGACUAUUGGAUUUAAGAGUUUGGAUGAGCUGACACGAUCUGCUGUACCAGAAAAAAUUUGCUUGAACAAGCCUUUAGAAAUAGAGGAGCCAGUCAAUGAGUAUGAACUAAUUAAAAGAAUUCGAGAGGUCUCAGAAAAGAAUGAACUUUGGCGUAGCUAUAUCGGUAUGGGCUAUCAUAACUGUAGCGUCCCACAUACAAUAUUGAGAAACAUAUUUGAGAAUCCAGGAUGGACGACACAGUAUACACCCUACCAACCAGAAAUUUCUCAGGGGCGAUUGGAGGGGCUUUUAAAUUACCAAACUAUGAUUUGUGAGCUAACAGGGAUGGAAGUAGCAAACGCUUCUCUUCUGGAUGAGGGUACUGCUGCUGCAGAAGCGAUGGCGCUUGCUUACAGGCAUACUAGAAAAAAAAAAAUGUUUUUGUCUGAUAAACUACAUCCUCAAACAAUAAAUGUUGUUGUAACAAGAGCUACAUCGCUGGGCCUGACCAUUGAAGUUGGAGAUGUAUUUAAAGUUGACUUGGCAAAAAAAGAUAUCGCUGGAAUUCUUGUACAGUAUCCAGAUACAACAGGGCUAAUACAAGACUUCUCAAAUGUUGUUGAACAGGCCCAUGCUAAUGGAACCUUGGUGUGCGCAGCGAGCGAUUUACUUUCCUUAACAUUGAUCAGACCACCCAGCGAUUUUUCAGUUGACAUAUGUAUUGGUACAAGUCAGAGAUUUGGUGUUCCACUGGGAUACGGGGGACCACAUGCAGGGUUCUUUGCUUGCCGUCGAAGCCUAGUAAGGUUAAUGCCAGGAAGGAUGAUCGGUGUAACAAGGGAUGCCAAUGGUGUUGACGCUUAUCGUCUAGCACUUCAAACCAGAGAACAACACAUCAGAAGAGACAAGGCUACAAGUAAUAUCUGCACUGCUCAAGCUCUACUUGCCAACAUGUCUGCUAUGUAUGCAGUUUAUCAUGGACCAUCAGGACUGAGAGAUAUAGCAAGCAGAGUGCAUAAUCUAACUGCAGUUCUCGCGGGCGGAUUGAAAGCUGGAAACAACAAGGUCCAAACUGAACACUUCUUUGACACCAUCACUGUACUGCCUCGAGAUCAUCAAGAAACUGUUAGAAAAAGAGCAGCAAAAGCUGAAGUUAAUUUGAGGUAUAACGAUGAUGGUUCGAUCGGAAUAGCUUUUGACGAAACGACUACACUGAAAGACGUUGAUGAUCUUCUCAAAAUAUUUGGAUCAAAGAUAACGGCUAAAGAAGUUGUAGAGAGUGAUUCAAACGGAAUUUACAGCAUCAAUGACUCCCCAUUUAUGCGUACAACACCUUACUUAAUGCACCCAGUUUUCAACACUUAUCAUUCUGAAACUAGGAUUGUACGGUACAUGAAGUCUUUAGAAAAUAAGGACGUUUCUCUCGUGCACAGUAUGAUUCCACUGGGAUCUUGCACAAUGAAAUUAAACUCAACAACCGAAAUGAUGCCAUCCAGUUUCAAAGGUUUCACUGAUAUACAUCCUUUCGCACCAAUCGAACAGGCCAAAGGAUAUCAGCAACUCUUUACGGAACUUGAAAAGGAUCUUUGUGCCAUAACAGGCUACGAUAGGAUUAGUUUUCAACCAAACAGUGGUGCACAAGGUGAAUACGCAGGCUUGAGAGCUAUCCAGUGUUAUCACGAAUCGCGGGGUGAUGCCCACAGACAAGUCUGCCUGAUACCAGUUUCUGCCCAUGGCACAAAUCCAGCUUCAGCACAAAUGGCGGGGAUGCGAGUUGAGCCGAUUCAUGUGAGAAAAGAUGGUUCUGUCGACAUAAUUCAUUUACAAGAAAUGAUAGACAAAUACGAAGCGAAUUUAUCCUGUCUAAUGAUCACUUAUCCAUCCACUAAUGGUGUCUUCGAAGAAACCAUUGCCGAUAUUUGCGAAAUGGUUCACAACGGUGGAGGGCAGGUAUACCUUGAUGGCGCCAACAUGAAUGCACAGGUUGGACUGUGCAGACCUGGCGAUUACGGAAGUGACGUUUCGCAUUUAAAUUUACACAAAACAUUUUGCAUUCCACACGGCGGUGGAGGACCUGGUGUAGGACCAAUUGGGGUAAAAAAACACCUCGCACCAUUUCUACCUUCUCAUCCCAUUGUCAACCCACUGGCCGAUGACACGGAUGGUGGUAAACAGAGUUUAGGAACAAUUUCUGCGGCACCUUAUGGCUCGUCCGCGAUUUUACCAAUUUCAUGGGCCUACAUUAAGAUGAUGGGCCCAAGAGGCUUGCGGAAGGCAACUCAAGUAGCAAUUCUUAACGCUAAUUAUAUGAGCAAGAGAUUGGAAGGUCAUUACGUGACAUUGUACAAGGGGACCACUGGUCUUGUAGCACAUGAGUUUAUCAUUGAUGUGAGGGAUUUGAAGAAAACUGCCAAUGUCGAGGCUGUUGACAUUGCCAAGAGACUCAUGGAUUAUGGUUUUCAUGCGCCAACAAUGAGUUGGCCAGUCACUGGAACGCUGAUGAUAGAGCCAACGGAGUCGGAGGAUAAACCAGAGCUUGAUAGAUUCUGUGACGCUUUGAUUAGCAUCAGGAAUGAAAUUCGAGAAAUAGAAAAUGGUAAACUAGAUCCCCAAAUAAAUCCCUUGAAAAUGGCACCGCAUACCCAGGAGCAUGUUGUUAGCUCGGAAUGGAACAGACCGUACACGCGUGAACAAGCUGCCUUUCCUGCUCCAUUUGUCAAAGCCGAUACAAAGAUCUGGCCGAGUGUGGGUAGAAUCGAUGACAUAUACGGCGACAAAAAUCUGUUCUGCACAUGUCCACAGAUUCUGCCGAAAUAUUAGUUGCCAAUAAUUAGUGCUAUUUAUUUAUGUGUAAAUAUUUAAUGUAAGAUUAGGAAUUAAGAUUUUACUAGACAUAUCAUCUCAACUCAUAAACUUCGGUAUAGCAUAUAUUUAUUGUAUGACGUUUCAUAAGCACAAGUAUCAAACAAUUUAAUACGAUAAAAGUUAUAUUUUUCAUAAUA